Messenger RNA from Portunus trituberculatus (swimming crab), 1922 nucleotides. Its product is annotated as protein SpAN-like. NCBI's taxonomy places the organism in Eukaryota, Metazoa, Arthropoda, Malacostraca, Decapoda, Portunidae. The record is from RefSeq and is a predicted model, not a curated record. Gene Ontology annotation, biological process: proteolysis. Gene Ontology annotation, molecular function: zinc ion binding; metalloendopeptidase activity. The coding region runs from base 35 to 838 and encodes 267 amino acids. The transcript has a single exon.
UUUUUAUUGGGCAUAAUUCUCUAAAAUUCUGGUCAUGCUGCUAUCACGCCACUGGUUAGUGGUGGUCGCCGCGGCGGCACUGCUGGGGGCGCGCCGUUCCCUCCAAGCACAGGACAACAUGCGGCGUGAGGACCAUCUCCGCUGGCCUGGCGGUGAGGUCACCUUCCAUCUGGGAAGGAACCUGACCGGCACCGUGAUGGCUAACAUCCGGGAGGUGAUUGAGGGCCUGGAGUCCGUCACCUGCCUCAAGUUCUCGCCGCUCGUAGGGCGCCGCGGCGGCAGGCACACCACCAAGGUGCUGUACAUCAGACAGGGACGCAGCUGCUACUACGAGAAGGUGGGUCGCAGGGCUUCUGGCUCCGUCCUGCUCAAGCUGGGCGACAGGUGCGCGCAGCGACCCACCGCCGUGCUGCACAUGUUCCUGCACGUGGUAGGCGUGCGCCACGAACACCAACGCUACGACAGGAACUACUACGUGACGGUGGACCACCACAACAUCCUUCCCUCCCACACCCUCGAGUACAUCAGGCGUAGCUGGGGCGUAAGCUAUGUGGCCAGCGCGGGGCUGCCUUACGACUACGCCUCCAUCAUGCACCACGCUGCCAAGGGGCACCCCCGCGAUUCUCGCAGACCCGUCAUGCUACCGCUGGUGCCCUGUGCGCAGCUCAUCAUGGGCCAGCGCGACGUACUCAGCCCCGCCGAUGUGGCCAGACUCAACCGCCUCUACGGCUGCAAGCGUUACUACCUGGGCGACGACAUCAUCGGCGCCGUGCCCUACGCCACGUGGCGGCGGCGCGCCCUGCGACUGCGGCGGCUAGAGGACCAUCGUCGAUGGUGAGGCUUGUGAGGCAGUGGGCCGCUGCUCUGCUGCCUGAAGAAGCCGAGGUUUGGGGCGUCGAGGCGUGGAGGGCCGGAGGCAUGGAGGCCUCGGUAGAUCCCUGGAAAAAAAAAAAGUACUUUGACGUCUCGCCGUUCUGGUUAAUUCCUGUGAUUUCUCUUUAUGAUUACGAACAAGUUAAAAAAAAAAAUUUUUGUUUGAAGUUUCAUGAAACAGCAACUCUUGGCAGCAUCGCGCCCUGGUAGAACACAGACCUGUGUUGUUUUUCACGAGCUGGCCCGCGCCACCAGCAAGCAGUGCUUACUCAUCACUGUGUGCUGCAUUGCUAUGUUGACAUUUCGAGCACGGUGAUGAAGCACCUCACCUGUGGCGCCACGCCCCCCAGACUGCAGCGGUGCCCAAAGCGGCGUAUCACUUCACCACACGAGUAGCCACAGGUCCCUGCCCACUGGGUAUGUUAUCAGGGCGUUGUCGCGCGUGUUAUGUGGUUUAUGUAGUUUUAUUAUUCCUUAUCGCUGCAUUUACAUGAAUUAGUCGUUGAGGCAACAUGACGCGCCUUUGUCCUGCCAGCACCGCACCGGUAAUGUAACGCUCCAGUGAGCGGUGCCGUAGGAGAGGCAACAAGCUGCUCCUGCCAGGCUGCGCCCCCUGUGUUUCAGUGCUGUGGCUGGCGGGGGCAGGAAUGUAUCUACCCAACAACAUCAAUGCGGCUGGAAAUACAGAGGGUGUGUACUUGUUUGUAGGAAGUGCAUUCCCUUCCACGUGUAGGGCCGCACUGCAAGGCAACCACGCCCCCACGCAGCCAGCACUCACGUCAGGCGGCACAUCGCCACCGAGUCACUUUUUGGCGACGGCCUCCCUCACUGGCCGCCUCUUGCCUGAUACCAGCAGGAGAGCACGUCUGGUGUGCUGCAGGAAGAGCGUGGCUGGCGUGCGAGAUAUGCGGAUGGGUGGGUGUCAUUGCUUGCCGUUCUGCAACGGCUGGAGGCCACCACUGAAGAGUGUCCUAUGUGCAACAACCCCAAAACCUGCAGCGUGUUAGCGGUGUUUCCGACAUCACACUAGAUAGCAUCACCGUCACCGU